AAAAAAAAUCUUGGUCGUCUCGUCGUCAUCGCCUCGUCGCCUCAUCUCGAUCUCGUCGAUUCUAUCCGAGCAGUAGACUAGGGUUUUUGCUGCUCGAGCGGAGAGCAGAUGGGGAAGGACUCCAAGCCGAAGGACAAGGGGAAGGGCAAGCAGGCUGCCGGCUCGUCCGGCGGCGAUGACGCCGGCGGCGGCGGCAAGGGAGGCAAGGGCAAGGGCGGCAAGUCCGCCGACGGCCUCGGCACCUGCACCUACGUCAAAGCUAGGCACGUACUGUGCGAGAAGCAAGGGAAGAUCAAUGAAGCUUACAAGAAGUUGCAGGAUGGCUGGUUGGACAACGGGGACAAGGUCCCUCCUGCCGAGUUUGCAAAGAUAGCCCAAGAAUACUCUGAAUGUCCAUCUGGAAAGAAAGGUGGAGAUCUUGGAUGGUUCCCGCGUGGAAAAAUGGCUGGCCCUUUUCAGGAUGUUGCAUUUAGCACACCUGUGGGAGCUACUAGCGCACCAUUUAAGUCAACGCAUGGGUACCACUUCAUCCUCUGUGAAGGAAGGAAGAACUGAUCAGUCUGCUUCAGGUUGGAACAGAAGCACCUCAGUCUAUACAAGAUGCAGAUGCCUCGUGUCUCUGUCAACUUAAUAAGCACUGAAUGACGGGCAUCCAUAUUCUAUGUUUAGCCUUUCUAAUGCUCUCUGAAAGAGUCUUGAAAAACUGUGCUUUCUGUAAGUAACCUGUGGUGUCAAGCAUGACAUCUAUUUGGGAUAUGCUGAGAUUUAGCAUUUGUCUGUGUCUCUUAUCUAAUUGGCAUCUUGUUAGCUAUUGUUAUGUCUCUAAUUGGAUGGUUCCUCCUCUUACGACAAGGCGGGUCUUGCCUGAAAAUUAGAAAAUGCGUAAACCUUGUGCGCCAUAUAAGCAA
Messenger RNA from Oryza sativa Japonica Group (Japanese rice), 908 nucleotides. RefSeq lists its product as uncharacterized. The record is from RefSeq and is a predicted model, not a curated record. Lineage: Eukaryota; Viridiplantae; Streptophyta; Magnoliopsida; Poales; Poaceae. Gene Ontology annotation, cellular component: nucleus. Gene Ontology annotation, molecular function: peptidyl-prolyl cis-trans isomerase activity; DNA binding. Gene Ontology annotation, biological process: rRNA processing.